AUGAUAGCCCUCAAGCUAUUUAUCUUUGUAUUAUUUGCAAAUUAUAUUUUAGGUGGGAACCUCAAGAAAUAAAGUAGCAAAGGAUUAAACCCCUACACAUCAAACAAAGGAGAAAAGUCUUAUUACUCUUUCUAGUUUGUUCCUGAUAAUAGGAUUGAAACUGGUGGUUCAAUAUAAAUUAUCUUUCCUCAAGAUUUCGAUGCCCUAUCUUUCCCUAACAAUCUUGAGUGCAGAGUGUAAACUCAAGAAAGCAACCCUUUCUAAAUUGCAGAAUGUUCAUCGCUCUCUGCUAGAGUGAUUAAGGUGACUUUGGAUUAAAUUCCAGCAACUCUUAUCACUGUUAUUGUAGGCGAAGUCACCAACCCUAGAUUCACUGAUACCUCAAGCUAAUUUAAAAUCAGAUCGUAUAGAAAUGAUGUGUUGAUAGAUUCAAACGAUGGGUUUGGUUUUAUAUCCUUCUCGCAAAGUCCAGGCUAAAUACUCAACCCUAACAUAUUCAGGCUGAGUAAUUCAAGAAUCCGUGAAGGUUCUAGUUGGGAAUUCAGUUUUACACCUUCGUAAUCAUAUCCUGCUGGAUGUAGUUUAAGAUUUACUUUCCCUGAAGGAUAUACUUCUAAGCAGGCUUUAUGCGAUGUUUAAGGCCUUGCUGGUUAGAAUCCUAAUACUUUGCUACUUUUUAACUAAAGAAUUGUGACAUGCUAGAAUGUCAAUAAAGAUUUGAAUGGUCCUCAAGUUGUUAAGAUAAUUAACAUGGUAAAUCCUUCAUUCAGUAGCAUUAUGCAAGGAUUUAAAAUAGAAAUAUUAGAAGGUCUCUCUUCUAUUGUAUUAGAGUCUGUGACAUUCCCAGGAAAUAUUGAAAUUCUCCCAGGUAAUUUAAAAGCUACAUAUGUCUCUGAUGAUUAGUUUAAGUGGUCAACAACAAAUUAUUAUUUCUUUGUCAAUCUAAUUAAUCCAGUUUAUUUAGGCGAUAGACUCUAUUUUAACUUCACUAGUGAUUGGAAUAUCUUUUAACCAAAUUGCACUAUUAUUAAUGGGUUUAUUGCUCCAUUUGGAUAAAAAGUCAGAUGCCAGCGCAUACAAGAUUAAAAUUCAUAUAUGAUUGAUAAUUUUGUAUAAAUUGACAAUUCUUAAAGACUUGUUUUUUCAGUCUACCUAGAGACUCCACAUGUAGAAAACUAAUAUCCUGUAACUAUAUCUACUUAUAGUACUAAUAGAAGCGCAGUUGUUGAUUUGAACACUAUUCCGAUUAACAUAAACUCAACUUAUGGUAUUAUUAAAAGAUUUACUGCACAUGCUUUAAAAUCCCCUCAGACAUCAAAAGCAGGUGAAAAUGGAGCUCUUGAAAUGACAUUCUUUUUAAAAACUUAAUUACCUAAAACAGAUGUUGGAACUGAGGGCCACUUCCGUGUUGACAUAUUCCCUCAAAUUCCUGUACCUGAUGAUAAGUAUGGUGUGUUAAAGUGUUUUUUCUACGGUGAUAUUCCUUCUGAAAAUGACUGCAAAACUGAUUAUAAGGUUGAUAAACCAGAGCGUACCUACAUUCAUAUCCAUACCCCUAACUUAAGACCUUUCAAAGAAAGUGAAGUACCUAUUAGUGUUACUACAAUUAGUCCUUUAGGAACUAAUAAAGCUGGUAUUAAACUUCAUGAAAUUGUCUAAAGAUAUAAAAUUCAUAUUAACAUUUGGAAAGAUCCAAAAAAGGAUCUAUUCUUAACUCCAGACACUCCUCCAGAUGAGGUUUACUUCACAGAAUUCAUUCCAGAAUCAUACAAAAUAAAUGACCCUGCUGCAAUUACAACUACAUCCACAAUUACAAAUGCUAAUGCAUUUACAUACUUCGAGGUAAGGUACGUUCAUGCUGAUAAUUACAUUGCAACAUAUGAUAAGAGAGCCGCAAGUGAUAGAAAUUAUGUUCUUAGAAUUCAUUUCAUAAGCGGAUUUGCCUCUGAUUUAGGUUGGGGCAGUUUUUUAACUAAUCCUACUGACUAGACAAUUAGAAAAUUCCCAUGCUAUCUUGAAGGUACUCUUAUUAGCCAAAGUUCAGCUAAUAACUCUGGAAAAGGUUAUUCUAACUGUGAAUUAGUUUGGAAAGAUACAGAUAAUACUUAUAUUCAGGUAAAUGAUCUUCCUACCUUGAAUUUCUUACCAAAUGCUUAUCUUGUCGUAGGUGUCCCUAAAGUUAAAAUUGUUAACGUUAUUGGAGCUAGCGCAAUUAUCAGCGUUCGUAUUGUAGAAGAAACUCCUAGAUGUUGGGACUAAAUUGUAACCCUUUAUUAGAAAGAAAAUAUUGUUUUAUUCACAGUUACAGCACCAUUUACAAAUUUACCUGGCAACGGAUUAACAGUUACCCCAGUAGAUAGUAUCAGAUUGAACUUUGACUCAAAAUACUAAUUCAAUGUUAACUAAGUCGGAACAUCAACUUAAGUUGUGAUAGAGUGGCCCAAUGAGCUUUAAUUAGAUUUUGGUCAAGUUUCAUGCACAGGAGGUUCUUGCAGAAAAUUUAAUUACCCAAUUAACUGGAUUAUUUUUACACCAUCUUCACCUCAAACAGGUUCAACUGUGAGCUUCACAAUGCCUACUGGUACAACACAAAACUACAAGAACAAGGCAGAUAUUAUUUUUAGUGCUUAAACUUGGGUUGGAAACACAAUUAGUUCAUUAUAAAAAACAACAUAUUCUUAUCAACCAGUAACAAUGAGUACAACAUAGUUCAGUUGUAUUGAUCCAAAUGAUUAUAAGUUCUAAGGCUACUAGUAGAAAUAAGAUAUAGAAAUAACUUUAGAAGAACCUAUGGAAGAUAAUUGGUACAUUAAGCUAGAUUUGGUGUCAAAUAUGAUUUUCUAGCAAACUGAUAACUUUUAUUUCAAAACAGUGAAUUUGGUUGGAUUAGAUGAUAAAGGAGUAUUAACAGAAUUAAAAUCUCCAACCUCAUUCUGGAUUUACAACUUGAAAAGCUUAGCAAAAGGAGUAAAAGUUACUAUAACAAUAUCGAUUACAAUGGCUACUAGUGCUGUCACAUUUACUCCACAGAUAUAAGUUAAAACUUUACAUAAUUACUACAGAGGUUCUACUGAAGACAGAUCUGUAAAUGUUGCAACUAUUAGUCAUAAAUAUGGAAGUAUUACAUUAACAGCUUUAGGCAUGGUUAAAUUUACAGCAAUGAAUCCAAUUUCUUAUAGAUAUGAGUUGAUUUAAGGAAGUACAGGACCUUUUAAUUUUAAAAUUGCAUUUUCAAACACUAUAGAUCCUAAUAAUGCCUCAAAUGAUAAAUACAGUUUACUCUUCAAAUUUUAAUUAGAUGAUGGUUCUCAGGAUGGUUUUGAUUGGAUAAGUGCAAGUUAAGUUUUUGCAUGCACAAUCACUGAUGAUACAACUCUUUAAGCAUAUUUCCAUGAAUGCUCUGCUACUAAGGAUUCAAGUAAAAAGUAGCUAAUUGUAGAGCUAACCCCAUAUACAAUCUUAUCUGGAAGCAAGCUUUAUUAAUAUGAAAUAUCUUCAGAUUAAAUGCUUUCAAUUAAUAGUUACUAUGGACUUAAGUUUCCAAAAGUUGGAGGAUAUUACAAUUUUGAAAUUUGGGUAAGAAAAAUUCCAUAUGGCAGUUCAACACCUUAAGAUUCCUUAGCAUACUAUGAAGCCCUUUUCGUUAGGCCUCCAGAGCUGAGAGAUAUUUAAAUUACACUUUUACACAGAACUCCAGGUAUAAAAAAUGUGUUUACAUUUGAUAUGAAAGUGAAAGAUGCUGUACCAGCUUAUUCAAGUGGAGGUAGAAUACGUAUUUACUUCCCAGGUUACCAAAAUGGGCAAAGAAUAUUUGAUACUAAUUUGAAUCAUGAUUCCAUAUUAUAUAAUGCUGGAUGUAGGUUUUUGUCAGGAUUUGUUGCAGAAAAUUCUUAAAAAUUAAUGUGUUCGAUAGGGCGUGUUAACUCUGACGGAGAAUGGAAUGAUCCUUUCAUUGAACUAAUGAAUUUCUAAGGAAUUUCCGCAAAUAGUUAACUUGUUAUGCAAGUUGGUAAUGUUGCAAAUCCUUAGCCUGGUAUCCAGGUAGGUGUUUUUAAAAUACAUACUUAUAACUAUCAAGAUUCAGCAGCCACAAAUAACAUCAUUAAUACAAUAACUGAAACUGUAGUGUUUGAUUUACAGAAUAGUCCGUCUACUAUUAUUAAUUCAGUGAAUGUCUAGUUUUAAACAGGACAAAAAUUAAAUUCAGGUUAGACCUAUCUUAAUCAUGCUUUCUAGAUUAAUUAGAGUCUAUAAGCAAAUGACAUAAUAAUCACCGAAAUGCCUUGCCCUCUUAGACUUACAGUUGUUAGUACAAAGAACUAGAAUAAUUUAUUGACUUGCGACUUAAGUAAGUAUUCUUCAUGCGUUGCAUUUGACGAAGGAAAUUAUAUUGUAUGGACAUUAAAAAAUCCUAUAUCAGCAAAUACUUUGUUUGAUGCUCGUAUUGACAUCACUGGUCUUCCUAGCUACGCAGAGUCAUUAGAUACUAUAUUUUACUCAUAUGUUGUGAGAAAUUCAUAAGUUAUUUAUAAAAUUUAAGAAACUAUACCUGUAACAGAAUGGGCUAAGAUAGUAGAUAAUAUUAAUUUUUCAAUUUCUACUUUUUCUACAAAUACAAUUGCUAGUUGCAUUUAUUAGCGUUACAUCUUUGAUAUUACAUUUACAAACACAAUACCGGCUGGUGGUUCUAUACUUAUCACUCCAAAUUCUGGCGUGUCCAAUACUGAUCUUAGACCAAAAUGUAUUCUACUUCAAAGCACAGGCACUAUUUAAUAUAAUGAUUUUUCAAAAUAUGGAGGCAUGCUUGGAUGCCCAAUUUAAAAUGGUGGUUGGUAUUUCUCUACUCAAUACGAUAUCCCUGCUAAUUCUAAGAUAAGCGUUGAAGCAUACUCUGACAAUUUAUCUAACCCUAGUUCUGUUAGUUUCACUGUAAAAUCGUUUUAAAAUACUGAUCCCAAUAAUAUUUAAACAACUGGAAAGAAACUUGAUAUAGGAUCUAGUAGUUAAAGUUCGUCAAGUGUAAAUAUUCCUUGUGUUAGCUAAGUUAUUACAACCCUAGAUUAUAACAGUAUAACUAAUAGUAAUAUUAUCCCUUUUUCUAACUAAGAAACAAUUUGGUAGUUUACAAUAACUACAAAAACUGAUAUUAAGAAAGAUGAUUUUGUAGUUUUUAGCUUAGUGAAUGGGCUAUAAUCUGAUUUUUAUGGUGGGUCUGUUGACGUAAGUAACUAAUGGUUCUAUUAACCAGCUGAUUUUACAACUGGUACUUCUAGUAUUGGUGGCGUUUGUAUGUUUUAUGUCCCAAGUAGUAAACCCUAUGAUACUGAUCAAAGAAUGUCUUGCACUAACUUCAACAAUGAUAUCACUGCUCUUAGUACUUUCGUAGUAUACUUAAGAAUAAAGAAUCCAAGUUUUAGUACACCAUCUAGUUAAGAUUUUACCUUUUAUACAUAUCGUAGGGGAUCUUUUUUAAAUAGAUAUAAUGUUUAUGAUAGUACUAACUUUUCUUACUAAGGAGUAUAUGUUAGAAGUACCUUUUAAGCAAAAAGUAAUAAUAGUAAUAAAGGGAUCCAGCGUUCUACUGGUGCAUUAGAUGCAACUAACGUUGAUUUGACUCCAAAUUAUUUUGAUUCCUCAUUUUCAUGUGAUUAUAGUGAAUAUACUAAUUAUCCAACUUAGCUAAGAACUUGCUAACUAUUUUCUAGUGAUAUUGUAGUAGCUUUUACUACACUUUACGAUGACUUUAUGCCUACUUAACUAGGCUAAACGUUGUAUAAAGUUAGUCCAUCAGUAGUAGCUGGUACUUUUGAUUCUCUUAAAGGUUGUGGAGCUUUAAUCGGCAGAUUAAAUAUAAGUUUAAAAGUUAAUGAGAAGCUUAAAUUCUCAAAAGUAAUAAAUAACCCUAGUCUCUAUUACUUCUCAAGCGAAUUGAAAUGUACUUUGAUAUACUACAAGGAAAGUGAUUCUUGGACUUCUCCCAAUCCUACGCUUACAACUUCAAGUACAAGCUCUUGUAAUAUUGAUUCUGUGGGUGCAGGUUCCGGAUUAAGUGCAAGUAUGGUGAAAAAUGGAUUCAUAAAUAAUGAAAGUAGAUUUGUUGGGAAGGUUUCAUUCAAUAUUUCAAGAAAACCUCCUUUAUAUUCAAGAGUAUAUAUCACUAUUACAGGUAAUGCUAAAACGCAAUUAUAAUUUGCAAAUAAAGUUAGCUAAACAGGUUAAAGCAGUUUCCAUUCACCUUUGAUAAUAGUGCCUAUAGCUACAAAUUAGUAUGAACUUAUUGGUUUACCUCAACUCAGCUCUACGAUUUCUGUUGCUGUCUAUUUUGGUUUAAGAUCAUAAACUUCUUCUUCUAUUGGUGGUAACUUAAAAAUUGUGCAUCCGAAUGGAAGAACUUCAGAAUUCGAUUCAUCAUUUUCUUUUUCUUCAAGUGGUGUUUCUACUACUGGAUCUAGUGGAUAUAGAGGAUUAUACAAAAUGAAGAGAUAUAUGAGAGAUUCUAAUUAGAAGGGACCACUUCAAUUUUAAUUUUAGCUUCGCAACUUUGAUAUAACUUCUGCUGAUAAGUUAACUGUAACUAUACCUUCUUAAUUCUCUGUUUCUACAAAUGGAAAAUAACUAAGCGAUUAUCAAUUAUCUUCACCCCCAAAUUAGUACAGCUAUUGGCUUCAUGGAACACCGACAUCAUUAAGCAAUCCAAGUGUUGAUAUAGCAAUAGGAUCAUUUUCUUCUGUUCAAAGAUUUAUACACGGAAAUGAUUAUAGUUUACUUUUAACAACAAGAUAUGCAGAUUCUUAUGAUGGCUUCUAAUACCCUGCUAAUAUUGGCUACUAUAAGUUCACACUAAAAGGAUAUUAAGGAGCUAACGCAUAAGAAUAUGGUACUGACUUGCUAUCAAUAGAAGCAGAAGGAGAUUAGACGCUUUAAGUAACAGCUUUGAAUACAAACAUAGGCCAUCCAACUGUCAUCAAUUUCUAAUGGCAAAUUACUGUAGCUGCCUUAUUAGGUGACGAAAUUUGGCUCGAAUUCUAGACAAACAAUGGUAGACCUCCUCUAGGCAAUAAUUACAACAUGGGCUUUGAAAACCUUUUAGGAUAAAGUAAUAUUCAUUCUACAUUCGAAUGUAUAGAAGCAACAAAUGUCAUCUCUACAACCAACAUUCUAACAUGUGAGCUUUUCAGAUUAGGUGAUUCUACUUAAAAUCCAGCUUCAUAAUAGGAAGUACAAGCUGCAAUUAGAAUUCCAAUAUUGAAACCUAUAACUGCAAAUACAAAAUUAGAGUUUUAUAUUUAGGGUAUUGUCAAUCCAAUCUAUCCAAACAGAAAAGUCAGAAUUACUGCAAGUUUGAGAAAGACAAUUACAGGGUUUGAAGAUUAACCAAAGUUAGCUUAUUAAAAAUCUUAUGGAUAAUAUUAAACUACAAAUGGAAAUAUUCCAGUAUAAGUACUUCCUGUACCUCCUAGUACUACUACUUUUUCUGCUACAAAUACAGUACACACAGGAGGCUUCUAUCCACCAUUUGCUACUGAAACUCAUACCUGGUAAAUAGGUUCAACUAAUAAUAUAAAUUAAGGUGAUUGGAUAAAAGUAGUUUAUACAUUAGAUAACAAUCCAAAAAUGGGAUCUACUUGCAAACCACUAUCUGAUGCCUCUCCUAUGUGCGUAUUCCCAACAUCAGGGUUUGCAGUCGCAAAGUAUACAGGUACAAGUAGCGGUAAAUCAGCCACUUUAUUAGUAAAAGGAAUGCAAAAUGGAAUUUACCGUUAUGCUGGUUAAUUUACAGUAUAUCAUUGGAGUGGAUCAGAUGGCUCCACAAAGUGCGCCUAUCUUGCUGAUGGACUUACUUAUUAAUGGGAUGAAGAUGUCGCAUUUUAACUUGGUUUCUAACCUUAUAUGACUCCUGUUGAAACAUAAUAUAGAAAUACAUAUUGGCUUACUGAUUUUUUGAAUGUUGUCUAAGUUAACAUAACAGGAAUUUGGAAGUACAGCAAUAUUAAAAGUUUCUGGCUCGAUGUACCUCCUGAAAUAACUUAUGCUGAUUAAUCUUUCUGUAAUUCUACCUAAGUAACACCUACAGCUAAUAUGAAUCCUUAUCCUUGGCGUUUUAAUUGCCGUGUUGUUGAUAAACAUAGAGUAGUAUUUGAAAUUACUGAUGACUUUUUAGCAUGGGUUGAAGCCAAUAAUAGAAAUGCUGUAAUCAAUCUUGUUUUUAAGUUUUGGAUUGAUGAGUUUGUUUAAAGUGGCCCCAUAAGCAAUUUUGUGCUUUCUACAUACCACAUGCCUUACUAUUAAUAUGAACAAUAAAUUAGUACAGUUACUAUCGAUAAUUAUGGUGUAACAAGAACUAGAGGAAACAUCAAUAUUUCACCUUAUAUUUAGCCUGAUUUGCGUAUUGUUACAUUCAAUUCUCUUCGUUUCUAUGACAGAAAAGCUAGAGUAGGAGAUAGAGUUGAAAUCUAUAUGCUAUUGCAGCCAAUGACAGCUUUAUCUUUGCACCGUGUAGAAUAUAUAGUUUUUAGAUUACCAGAGGAGUUCUUAUAUGCGCCAGUGCGUUUCUUUGAUGCUUGUGAUGUUUAGGGUAAAUUCAAUACUCCUGUUUUGAAGUGUGAACUUAUGAGAGUUAGAGGACAAACAUUUGUGAAUAUGACCUUCUAUCCUUUAGAUCCAAGCAAUCCUAACUACAAAGUAGGUAAGUUACCUUAUGAUAACACAGUUAAGAUAGUAAGAAUAAGCGCUAAGAGUAACAAUGACUUAUUUACUUCACCUAUGCUUCCUGGAGAAAUUUAUAACAUCACUGCAUCUCUAUACUCGCUUAACACAGUAAUUGAAAAGUAGACAAUUAAUGUAACAAAAAUUAUUGGUUAUAGUUUACUAAAGGUAGAUGUAAGUAACAAUAUUCUCACUUCAUUUGAACCUAUUCGUGAUUCUUUACAGCUCGGUUUAUUCUAAAUGAGAUUAGUUCUUGAUAAUAUAGGAGUCAUAGCUGGAUAUGAUACAUUUGCUGCUAAAAUGUACUCAUAAAUUGUUUUUAUAUUUGAUAAUGUGCCUUUUGCCUAUCUUUUCGAUUUAGGUACUGGUAUUCCAAAUGGAGCAGAGCUUGGUUGUGUCGGUACAGGUUUGACUACUUUGAAAACAAAUAAAUUGACAUGUAGACUUACAUAUGGAUUUAAUGCAGAAAAUUUGCCUUACAUUACCGUCUCAGGAUAUGAUCCCAUUCCCCCAAAUGCAGAUGUCAGGAUUUAUAUAACUCAAAUUUAAUCGGUUCCAAGCUUGAAUCCUACAAAACUUGAUCCAAGAAAUAUAGUUCCUAUUUAAGGUGGUAUUUAAUAUGUUUAUAAAGACAUUCGUGCCUCAGCAUUUUUCUAUGAACCAUUCUAAUAUUUACCUAAUUAAAACUCUCUUUUGGCAGCUUCUCCUGGAGAUUAAAGUAGUGCUAAGGUAAAAACUAGCGGAUCUAAUAAUAAAGUUCUCCAAACUGAAGAUUACACCUUUACUUUUAAAACCUCAGCAACCAUUAAGACAACCGAUUUCUUCGCUCUACAAUUCCCACCAGACUAUUUCAAUAGAUUCAGUGAUUACUCUUAAGUAACUACUGCUAAUUUUGUAACAAAAGUAUUUGGAAUUUCUAAUUUGAUUUACUUAUCUCCUUUAAGUAAUAUUUCUCCUGGCACAACAGUUACUGCUGUUAUUAAAAAUCUUAUCAAUCCUUCAUAUAGCUAAAAUAUACCGAUUACUAUAGUAGGCUUUAGCAUGAUUGACUAUAAAUAAAAAGAAACUUUCAACUUCUAACUCACAGGUCGUCAAAUACUUCCCUUUGAUAAGUUCACAAGAGUUGAGGCUAUUUCAUCAACAAAUGUAGGAGGUGAAAAUGGAAUUUCUUACAAGAUCAUUUUUGUCACUGGUCAUAAUGUGCCCACUAAUGGAGCCUUCAGCGUAACAAUGCCAUCUCAAUAUACCUUCAGUUUGUAUGAAAUGAAUGCUUAGUGCUCCUUAAUAGGAUUUGACCCUGUUGUAACUUGUAUGAUUGGAUCACAAAAUAGAAUGGAUGUUUAUUUGAAUGGAUCAUAAAUAGCUCUUGAUAAAGAAUAUGCUAUUGUUAUUCAAAAUGUAAACUCUCCUAACGCCGAUGUCUCUUCAUUUAAACUAACAUUGACCAGCUACUUCAGUGAUAAUAUAUAUAUUAACUAAAUGAUUUGUUAAUAACAAAUGCCUAUGUAAGCCCUUAAUAUAUAAACAGUUAAGUCUUGUGAUCUAAUUGUAGAUAGUACCAUAUUAAAUGCUAAAGCUUUAUCACUUUACACUUUCAAGAUUCAAUGUUCUACUAUGGUUCGUGCCCAAACAGACAUAGAAAUAAUUCUUAACGAUGAUUACAAGAUAGUCAAUGGACUUAAUAAAUCUAUAUAAUGCUAAAGUAACGAACCUUAGACUCUAAGACAAGCCUAGUGUACUUUAUAGUAAAAUAGUGACUUCUAAUAUGUACUCCGUAUUGCUGUUAAUUCUAUUCCAAGUCAAUCGUUAUUUUCUAUAAAGACUUAUCUCUAUAAUCCAAAAAUUGUUAAUAAGCCUUUCACUUUCACUGCAAAGCUUUACAGCCAUUAAAUUUUAUAUGCACAAGCUAUUUUAACAGGGUAAGCUAUUCAAAAUGCUAUUGUAUUAUCUCCAUAGAGUCCAGCUCUUUCUUCUUCUGUAAGUUAGAGCACAAAAACUUAAGUUGGAAUACAAAACAUUCCUAAGAAUGGAGGACAAGCUGCAACUUAUAUUCUUACUAUUCCUCCAUUGGGAUAAUCUUAAAUUGGCAACGUACCAUCAGAAGUUCGUAUUACAUUCCCUUAGAACGAUUUUGGAGUAAAUAUAGGAGAUAACCUUUCUUGCGGAGUCUAUAUCACUCAAAAUGAUGAUAAACAAUUCAAGACAUAUAUCGGAAUUCUGUAACUAACUUAGAAAUCGAAUCCCAAUAAUAUCGUCAAUUACUUUUCAUUAAAAUGCUCUGUUUAUUAACCAUACGAAUUAGUGAUUGAUACUUCUAGCCUAACAAUUAAUUAGAUAAAUAUUUCAGAACUUUGGUAGCACUGGAUUAUCAAAAAUGUCUAUAACCCUAAAGAAUAUAACUAGAAAAAUUAAUUCCAUAUUCAAUAUAACAACAAAAAGCAAGUUUUGUGGGAUUUCUAAGACAAUAUUCUAUACUUCAUCACUAAAGCUCCUGAUUUCAUAAAGGUUUCUGCUUUAUCUGCUUCGCCUACAGAUAUUCGUACUCCAUCUAUAUACACUUUCAACUUAACAGCUGAAUCAGCGAUUCCUCUAAAUCCAAUAGUAGGUAUCAGCAUAUAAUUACCAGUUAACCUCUAUAGCACAAUUAAUUAUCUAGAAUCUUCACCUCUAAAUUCAUGCAAUGUUUCUCCGAUUGACUUAAAAACAAACAAAUUAACAGGCACCCAAAAUCUAGCUUGCAAAAUUUAUGAUUAGGAAAUUCUGAUUGAGUCAGCUAAUUUCUAAAACCUUCUUAAAACGGACACUACAUCAAUACAAAUACAAAUAAAUAAGAUCUACAAUCCGAAUAUUGUGUAUUAAUGCAAUAUCUAGAAUCCUGAUCUUAAUCAAUACACUUUCAAAAUUUUUGACUGGAACUCAGGAAAUAUUUUCCUCAUUUCUUCACCUUCUGUUGACAGUUAAAACUGCAUUAAUUUUGAUAAGAAGUCCUAUGAUAUUAAUUUUAAUGGUCCUCUCUCAGUCUCACCUGGUUUAACUUACUAAUACUAAUUCAAUUUUGAGUAGCCAGCUCAUGGAUUAAAAAUUAGACCUAUGUCUCCAAUUGGAGGAAUAAUGUUUGAUCCUUAGGAGAUAAGUGUUAGUAACUAUACAGCAUAAAGUGUACCUCUCUUAGUCAAAAUUCGUUCAGAUGUGCUACCUGGUAGUUACUAAAUAAAAUUCUAGACAUCAGAAGAACUAAUUUCAACUACUAUUCCUGAUGCAGAAGCAGCUCUUAAACUUACUUCUAUGCUAUCUAGUCGCUCUAAUUUCUACUUACCAAUAUCUCCAAUUAAUCUAAAUGUUUAGGGUAUCUCUGAGUCUCCAAGCCCAACCAUAACUGUAGGAGAUAUUACUUAAUUGACAAUUGGUUAUCCUUUGAGAGUACCUGUAACAAUUUCUAGGUCUCCCUCAAACAUACUAAAUAUGAUGAUCAAAAUCAAAGAAGAUCAGUUUAAUUCUAUAAUAAGCAUUAAUCCUCCUUUGUUGCAAAUCAGUCCUGGAUAGACUUCAACUUACUUUGAGCUUACUAUCAACACACCAAAUGUUCCAAGCUCUUCAGCUACUUUGUUGUUUUCUCUUACAUCCUACUACUAAAUUGUACACUAACUCACAUAAGCAGUAAAGUACUUAUCUUUCUCCAUUAACAACACCUUCAACCCGAAAUACUCUUUCCUCCAAGUAAAACUUACGAAGAUCUAAAUUCCUACAUCUUCUACUGAUAUUAAUAAAAGCGUUUUUAACAAAGAUUCUAAAUAAGUUUCUCCUACCAACGCUGCCUCUACAUCUACAUCCCUCUUAGAACUCAUUCCGAAGUUUAUAGUCACUUAAACAGUCCAAAUUCAUGCAAAUAAUGCUACUAUAUCUGUUUACGGAUCUGCUAGUGCUACACUUUACACUGCUCUUGCUUACUUAGGAGAGAAAGCACCAGCUUAAUUUUAUGACAUUAUUAAUAACAAGCUAAAUAAUGGCCUAUAAUAUCAGCAAGUGGAUGUGAAAACUGUAGUCAGAUUCUCUGGAGCUGUUGAUCACAUUGCAACAUUUAAUUUCGCCAAUUUAAUUGCAUAAACUAACUAUGUCAUCCACAUGGUUAUGCAAAAUUCGUUUGGAUUUUCUUAAAUAUUCUCUUACAAUUUCAAAACAAGCAGACUCUCAUUUGGUAGUAUCAUUAGUAUUCCAGUACGUGAUAUCAUUCCUUCUUCGGACAUUAUAAAAUCUUUGUCUUUAGCUUUGAGAAUCUCUGAAAGUCGUAUAAUUUCAUAGACAAACGUCACUCUUUUAUAGUAAUAAAAUCUCAGUUUUAAUCCAGAUUAUAUGAUUAAGAGAGAUUAUUAUUAUGAAAUCGUAAUAACUCCAGAUACACAAAACGAUUAAAACCCAACCUCCUUACUUGCAAGUAAACUCUAAAACGAUGCUCAAACAAGAUCUCUAUUAACAUCAUUGCUACCAAGCUUUGACGUAAACAAUCCUGUAAGAUCUAUCCAAAUUAUUUAAGGUAUCCCUCCAAUUGCUAACGAAAUAUAACCAAUAUUGAUCAAUUAUAACAAUGCCACGUUUAGCAUAAAAUUAUUGGAACAAGGUUAUGUAUUUGCAAUAGUCUAAGAAGCAGCCAAUAUAUCUAUUUAGCCAGUUUCUUAACAAAUAUUCUAAGGUAAAAAUCAGUUUAACUAAGAAGUUUAACCUUACUAGAAAUUUAGCACAUCUACAGACAAAAGCGGAAAUGCUAUUAUAACAAUAGAUGAUUUAUAAGACAACACUAGCUACGUUCUAUAUGUUACUAUAGGAAAUCACCUUCCUUAUUCAACAUUGAAUCUUUAUGAAGAUGAUCAAGUUAGAGUUUUCAAAUUUAGGACUCCUUACAAUUCCAAUUUAGGAUCUUAUGAAGGCAGAUUUGAUUAACUUAAAGAAGAUAAUCCAAGUUUAGCUCAAGCUUUGAUAAGUUAUUUGUCUUGA
Molecule: messenger RNA, 13695 nt
Organism: Tetrahymena thermophila SB210
Lineage: Eukaryota; Ciliophora; Oligohymenophorea; Hymenostomatida; Tetrahymenidae
Exons: 14
Source: RefSeq, a predicted model, not a curated record